AUGCCCUUUUUCAAAGAGCUGCGACGACGAUCAAAAGCAAGUUUCCGAACCUCCGACUCUUCAACAGAAUCCAAUGGCACCGUUCCGACCGCAAAAUCGUCCUCGACUCUCAACUCCACCCCUGGGAGCGCAACACCACCUUCGACAUAUCAUGCCAAUGGGUCCUCACACAACGUUUUGGACACGGUAAAGAGCAAUGGCGACACCCCACCACCGGUCCCUCAGCGGCCUCAAGUGAUGGUCCCAAGUUCCAAUAGGAACAGCAUGAUAACUCUGUCACCUUCUGGCUCCAAUGGGACAAGGAUCCCUCCACCGACCUCUGCAUAUGCGCCCAAAAUCACUUCCGUCUUGGAUAAUUCAGUGGUCUACCACAAAGUAUUGCUGGUCAACGGAGAAAUAGGGGAUCCAAAUCAGAAACCCUUGGAUGGCAAUCUGACCGUCCAUCACGACAAGGAAGGGCAGGCAUUCCCACCCACAAACUGGCCUGUGUCCGACUCGUACUUCAAAGCUCUCGUCUACCUCUCGCCCGGAUGGAACAGGAUUCGUUUUGACUUUACCUCCCCGACAUUGAGCCAGCACAGCGCUGGAUCCGCGCCAAUGAUGCACUCUUCCUACAUUAUGCUGAACUACCUGCCGCUGAACAGCGCACCGCCUCUACAGCUUGUCAUCCUGGUUGGUAGUGAUUCUCCCUGUACAUAUGACGCAGUCCCUCAGAGGAUACAAAACGAGGGCAAUGACCUAUCCAUGGCCACCAGAAAAUUCCGCAUGGCUGCUCACCUGUGGCAGACAUUCACCGCAGAACAGAUGUACCGACACAAAUUUGGCCGCAGAUGCUUUAGAUUUGAGGAAGAGUGGCAGACUGGCACACUUUCGAUGCGGGAUUGGGAAAUGGGCAUCAUGAAGAAUGAGACUAGGGUUCAUGUUGUUCGGGCGGACAAGACCACUGCAGAAUUGCAGGAUCUACAGUAUGCGCAGCAACACUCGCCAGCAGCCAAAAAGGGGGAGCUGUACUCGAUCGCGGCGGACGCCGUGAAGAAGUAUUUCAACCUGAGGCCCGGUCAGAAGCAGCACGUGGCCUGCCUCCUUCUUGAUUCCCACUGGGACCCCGAAGUCGGAACAAUCAGGGCUCAUGCCGCCCUCGGUGGUAUCGGGGACGACUUGGGUCUGGCCAUUUUCGGCUCGCAUGCUCUUCAGAGCUAUCCCUCUUGCAUUGAAGAAGUUGUGCCAUCCUUUAUGGAUUGCACACGAACGGACACCAAGUAUGUGGCAAAUGACUGUAACGAGUCCGGCAGCAGUUGGGAAGCUGCCAAUAUCGGUAUUGGCGCCCACCUGCACGAAGUCGGUCAUCUUUUCGGCUGUCCACAUCAAGAAAACGGAGUUAUGCUCAGAGACUAUGUCCGACUAAACCGCACAUUCUUGGUCAAAGAACCCUACUCGACGAGAACAAAAUCCCAAGGUCUCAAAGUUUGUCGUCAAGAAGACGAGUGUGGCUGGCAUCGAUUGGACGUGCUGCGUUUCCGGUACCAUCCCUGCUUCAGACUCCCGAGCGACGAACCUCUACCACAAGACGACAGCAUUCAGUAUUUUCCAGUCGGCAACGGGCGCGUAAUCUGUUCCGCCCCUUCAGGGAUUUCAUUUAUCGAGAUACGGACAGAAGGAGACGAUCUAUGCCGGCAGUGGAUCGACUAUACCAGUGCUGAUCCUCGGCACAGCGCGAUUCCGAGACAAAUCACCGUGGUAGAAGCCGACAUUCGCGCACGUCUACCAGAAGACAAGAAGAAGGCCAAAUUGUGUCUUAUCAUUUUCUGUGCUAGUUCCCGGAGUGAAAAGAUCGAGGAUUUGGAGGACCUCUUGUCAAAGAAAUAUGUAGUGAACCUACCCCAUGUCAAACAGGCACCAAAACGUGACGAAGGCCUGACGAUGAAUGCGCUGAACAACGUUGUAGGACUGGGCAAGUCCUUUGAAUCACGACUCGGAUUUCGGAGCAAGAAGCUCGGGCAUUCCCAGCUGGACGGCUCGCAGCCACAAGAGCUGAUCCUAGAAAGCAUUCAUCUCCAGACGAAGCUUCUGACAUCUGUCAGAGUUUAUCAUGGUUUUGCCCUAGACGGCAUUGAAUUUUGUUACGAAGACGGCCACAGUCAACUGUUUGGCAAGAGGGGUGGCAAACCCGGUGGCGACGAAUUCUUCCUCGACACGCGUCGUGGUGAAACCAUCCUCGGCUUCUAUUUGCGUGCUGGUCUUUGGGUCGACGGUAUUGAGAUUCUAACCAGUACUGGCCGAAGAUCCGGUGUCUUUGGAAAUGCGACUGGAGGCUCUGGUCCGCAGACAUACUUUGAUGGCGCCCCGAGGGUACAGUCUUGCCGGGAUUUCGGGAAGCUGUGGGGCCUGGGUAGACGGUUUCCAGAUUAUCAUUACACGCUGAUGUCGUCUUGGAGAUGA
This is a messenger RNA of Fonsecaea monophora, 2439 nucleotides long. RefSeq lists its product as hypothetical. The coding region runs from base 1 to 2439 and encodes 812 amino acids. The transcript is spliced from 5 exons. The record is from RefSeq and is a predicted model, not a curated record. NCBI's taxonomy places the organism in Eukaryota, Fungi, Ascomycota, Eurotiomycetes, Chaetothyriales, Herpotrichiellaceae. Gene Ontology annotation, cellular component: cytoplasm.